Molecule: messenger RNA, 1086 nt
Organism: Cololabis saira (Pacific saury)
Lineage: Eukaryota; Metazoa; Chordata; Actinopteri; Beloniformes; Belonidae
Gene: mlnr
Product: motilin receptor
Exons: 2
Coding region: 1-1086 (361 amino acids)
Biological process (GO): G protein-coupled receptor signaling pathway
Cellular component (GO): plasma membrane
Molecular function (GO): G protein-coupled peptide receptor activity
Source: RefSeq, a predicted model, not a curated record
AUGCCCUGGGCCAGACCCCCGGUGGACCUCCAUGCUGGUGGAGCAAAGGCCAUGGACAACAUAGACGACCACCACUACGAGGGCUCCCUGUUCCCCACGUCCACCCUCAUCCCGGUCACCGUCAUCUGCAUCCUCAUCUUCGUGGUGGGGGUGACGGGCAACACCAUGACCAUCCUCAUCAUCCAGCACUUCAAGGACAUGAAGACCACCACCAACCUGUACCUGUCCAGCAUGGCGGUGUCCGACCUCAUCAUCUUCCUCUGCCUGCCCUUUGACCUGUACCGCCUGUGGAAGUACGUGCCCUGGCUCUUCGGGGAGGCCGUGUGCCGCUUUUAUCACUACAUCUUCGAAGGCUGCACCUCGGCCACCAUCCUCCACAUCACGGCCCUGAGCAUCGAGCGCUACCUGGCCAUCAGCUUCCCCCUCUGGAGCAAGGUGGUGGUGACCCGACGCAGGGUCCAGUACAUCAUCCUGGCCCUGUGGGGCUUCGCCCUGGUCUCCGCCGCGCCCACUCUCUUCCUGGUGGGGGUGGAGUACGAUAACGACACCCACCCCGACUACAACACGGGCCAGUGCAAGCACACCAGCUACGCCAUCAGCUCCGGGCAGCUGCACAUCAUGCUCUGGGUGUCCACCACCUACUUCUUCUGCCCCAUGCUCUGCCUCGUCCUCCUCUACGGCUCCAUCGGGUGCAAGCUGUGGAAGAGCAAGAAUGACUUGCAAGGCACCUGCACGCUGGCCCGGGAGAGGUCACACCGGCAAACGGUCAAGAUCCUGGUGGUGGUGGUGCUGGCCUUCAUCAUCUGCUGGCUGCCCUACCACAUCGGCAGAAACCUCUUCGCCCAGGUCGACGACUACGAGACGGCCAUGCUGAGCCAGAACUUCAACAUGGCCUCCAUGGUGCUCUGCUACCUCAGCGCCUCCAUCAACCCCGUCGUCUACAACCUCAUGUCCCGGAAGUACAGGGCCGCGGCCAAGCGCCUCUUCCUGCUGAGCCAGCGGCCCGGAGAGGUGCACCGCAGCCAGAGGCAGCUCUGCGUCACCGAUCACAUCUCCACCCUGAACCAAAGCCUAACUGGCGUCUGA